Messenger RNA from Drosophila virilis, 7282 nucleotides. RefSeq names its product NHS actin remodeling regulator GUK-holder (gene gukh). The record is from RefSeq and is a predicted model, not a curated record. Gene Ontology annotation, cellular component: cytoskeleton. NCBI's taxonomy places the organism in Eukaryota, Metazoa, Arthropoda, Insecta, Diptera, Drosophilidae. Gene Ontology annotation, biological process: actin cytoskeleton organization. Gene Ontology annotation, molecular function: protein kinase A regulatory subunit binding.
AAAUAAAUUAGUGUGGUAAAAUGCUGACAAAAUUUAACAUUAUUAUCGGUCCAUCGAUAUUUCUUGUAAUGUGCGUGCUAUCGAUGAAUAACCGUGCCUUUUGAGUAUAACAGCUUAGUGCUGCCCUUAACAUUAACAGUCUGCGUUAACAGUUUUUUUUUGACCGGCAAACGAGUAGGACGUGUGAGCGGACGUCAGCGCUGUCGUAGUAGUUGGUGUUGUUGUUGUGCGCACCUUUUUGAAUGAUGUGUCGACUGUGAAUGAGCGGCAAACACGCGUAACGGCAAUAAAAAGCAGCAAAAAAUAGUGUGCCUGCCUGAGAAACAGAAGAAGCAAUAAAAUCGUAAUUAUUACCAAUUCGUGUUCGGCGUGUUUAAUGCUGCCGUAUGAGAUGCAAAGCAUAAACCAGUUCAGAGUGCAUAAAUAACUGCCGCCCAAAACGCCGGUGUGUGUGUGUGUGUGUUUGUGUGUGUGAGCGCGGCUUACAUUCAAUUAAAAACCCGGCCAAAGUCUCGCAUUAAGGCGGCCAACUAGUUUGUGCGUGCAUGUGUGUGCGAGCGCGCGCGUCUCUGUGUGUGUGUGUGUGUGUGUGUAAACAGCUAAAAGCAAAGGAAUUUAUGUUGCCGCAGCAUCGCAGAGCCAAAAACAGAAAACAAUAGAGGCAGAGGCAAGGCAAAGGCAAAGCCGAAGACAACGUUGGAAGGAGCCGCCGUCGCCGCCAUCGCCGCAGAGGAUCCAACACCAGAAGUUGCUUGACCAGUUGCUCGGUUUUGGGAUAUUUGCGUUGUUUUCUCUCUUUAUUGGAUGGGAUACGCGCCAGUCUGAAUGAGGAGCAGGGGGAACAGCUAGCGAUAUGCCCUUUGUACAACGUAUUGUGCAGCCGGUGAAUGUGGCUCAGGCGACAGCCGCCAGUCUGGGGCAUGCCUCCACGCGAUUCCAGUGCGUGCCCGGCAAGUGCAAGAACAACAAUUGCAUCAAUAAGCAGCUGUCGGAUGAGACGGAUGCCGGCACGCCCACAUCGGCCGCAUCGCCCAGCUUGACCCGGGCGCUGGUUCAUGUUCUGCCCAAUGGCGAGUCGGACGCUGAGCCGCGCCCGCCAGCCGCGCUGCCCAUGAAGAAACUCAAGCAGCAUGUGGAGUUUUUGCCCUCGACCACGCCCACAACACCCACACCCACAUCGCCGACGCAAGCGCGUGCCUCCCAGUCGCUGCCGAAUUCGCGCCAUCCCAGCCAGCAGCGCGUGGCGCUGCCCGCACGCAACGCCAGCGCGCCGCAGUCGCCGACAGCGACCCGGAUCGUGUCCGGCUACGAGUUCGACUCGAUCAGCAAUAUAACGCUGAGCAAUGCGCUGCGCCAGCUGGCCAGCCUGGUGCUCAUUGCCAGCGACAUCUUCGACGAGCUGCAGCGGGACUUGCAGUCGGUGGGCGAGCGGGCGGGCCGUGUCCAGCGCAAAAUCACGGCCGUCGAGCGGCGCGUUUGUGCCUACGAUCCGAAAAUGGUCACAGUUCCUGAAAGCGACCUGCUCACAUUUGCACAACGUAAGCAGCACUACGAGUCGGACAAGGCAUUCCAGAAGGAGCUGUUCUCCAGUGAUACGCGACCGCACAGCGUGCGCCAGCUGUACAAGGAGGCGGGCAAGGAGUUGUUGCUCUUGUCCAGCGCAGCCAAUACGCCACGUUCCACAUCCUUCAACGGCGAUAUACAAACGAAUGACGACGUCCUGGAUGGUACAACGGAUGCGUCCUGCAUGGAGGAGUCGCUGCUCUGCUCCGACUCGGACUUUGGCAAUGCCAAUCGCAGGCUGCGCACGCGCAUCGAUGCCGAGAUUGAAAUACGCUUGCCCGCUGGCAUCGAGGAUUUGCGCAAAUGGACAUCCAGCGAGGCGCUGGGUGAUGUCACCGUCACGCCCGAUUGCAUGCACCAUGUGGAAACCUCGAUCUGCACAUCGUUGUCCUUUGGUGAUAAUGGCGUCCUAACGCCCGCACUCUCUCCGUCCGUGCUCUCCGCCGAUGCAGCCGAUGCGCUCUACGCGCUCAACAUUAGCCAAACGGCGGACGGCGCCCAUCAGCACCAUCACCAUCAUCAUCAUCUCCAGCAGCAGCAACUGCUGAUACCGAACGAUAUCAAUAAAGAUGUGCCUUUGAAUCAUCGACUGCCUUCACCCGAGGAACAAACCAAAAUAAUUGCCUUAAAAUACCCCGCCGAAGUGAUCUCGGUGAACACAUCCGGCAAGCAUUUCCAGCGGAUGUGCGCCGCUCGCAAAUCCACGACGGGCUGCUAUGCCGGCGGCGCUGGCACCGCCACGCCCAGUAGCGGCAGCCCCGAGGAUAACCAGACGGAGGCCAACAAUCUGGAUGACAACGUGCAGACGGUCAGCAGGCGAUCGAGAUCGCGCAAGGUGCGCGGCAAGCGUCGCAACACCAUAGCGGGCAUCGACCAGAAGGAGAUACAGGAUGCGGCCAAUGGCAAUGCGGAUUCGAAGCAUCCAUCGAAUGCCACAUCGCCAGCGCCCGCGGCAACUGUGGAUACCACAAAGAAAUCCAAGAAAUUCGGACGCAGCAAGUCGAGCGACAUCUUAAAAAAGGAAUCUGUUGCCUUGCCCUACGACAAGGGCAAGAGCACGCUGACCCGCCUCAACUCGCUGAAGCAAUGGGGCCGCAAUCGGUUCAAGUUUAUGCAGCGCAAUGGCGAGCUGAGCGGCGUUGGCGAGUCGAGCCAGCUGGAUACCAGCGGCUGCAGUUCGCAGAACAGCUCCACAGAGAAGCCGGAACCGAGCCACGGCCACGGCCAUGGCCACUCGGUGCCAGCGCCGUCAGCCAACGCUGGGCUCAAGUCCAAGCGCGACGCGACCCGAGACAUUGACGAUGAGUGCGUGGUGCAUGAGCUGAUUGCCAAGAAGAGUGAAUCUCGGUUUUCGCACGAACGAAAACCCUCGUAUUCCUCGUCGGAGAAGAGCAUGAGCGUAUCCAGCAGCGGCCAGCUGCGCGGCAAGCUGCAGUUGUCCUCACUGGCGGCGUCGUCGGCGGCGCAUGUCAAGAUGCGUGAAACGGCCACACUAAACCGACAGCGACGCAAUGGGCUACAUCGCAUGGACGCGGCUGGCAAGGAGGAGCAGCCGCACUCGUCGAGCGGCAACUGGAGCGCCAGCUCAGAGUCGGGACGCGCCUCGAUUGGCAGCGAGAUAACCAUGCAGCCGAAGUCAAGCGCCUCGAACACCUCGCUAAAUGUGUCCAGCUUCCAGCCGUGCAGCAGCAGCGGUCCGCCCUCGUCCAUGCUGAGUCGGCGCCGUUUCCUCAACACCUCCGCCUCGAGCAGUGUGACCAGCGAGGGCACUGCCACGCCGGAGCUGCAGGGCGAUGCGGGCGGUUAUCCCAAUCAUCUGGACGAUGAGACCAGUUCCGCAUACAGCUGCGACACGGAGGGCUACUACACAUCCUUCCACAUGGACAGCGGUCUGCGCACGCUGAAGGAGGAGGAGCCGCCGAUGACGCCGCUGCAGCAGAGCCUGCACACAAGCAGCUACUCCUUUGGCAGCCAAUCGAAUCAGACGGUGCUUAAUGCGGAGAAUGAAUAUGAGCUAUAUGGACGUGGCUCCACAUCGACCACAACCAGCUCCGCGGGCACCGUGUGCACCACAUUGAUGAAUGUGGCCGUCUGCACCGGGCCGGAUGUGCCCGAACGCAGCAGCUCGCUGGGCAAGCACAGCCAGAGCCACAGCAACAGCAACAGCGCCAGCAGCAGCACCCUGGAGCGCAGCUACAGCAGCAGCACCAUUGGCAGCACGCUGGAGCGAACGGGCACCAUAAAGAGGAAUGUGAAGCUGUCUGCCAAGACGGAGGAUGCAGUGCAGCAACAGCAACAGCAGCUGCAGCAGCAGCAUCAUGCGGAAGACGGCGCGUCACGCUCGGCGCAGCCGUUGCCCGCCGACUUAGAGUACUCGGAGUGCUCAGAUUUGGAGGGCGUGGAGCGCAUCGAGCGCAUCAAACAGAAGACGGCAAUCAAUGCAAAGCGCAUACCCUCCAUGUGCAUCAUAACGCCCACCACCAGCGACGAUGAUGAGCAUCAGUCGCAGGAUGCGGAGCGUACGCUGACCAGCCUGCAGCUGGACGUCGACACGGAAUCGGAUGUGCCCGAGCAGUUGACGCCCACCAACAAUGGCAGCAGCAGCAGCAGCAGCAGGGACCACAACCUGAACGAGCUGAAGCACACACCAACAAAAGCUCUCGGAGGCAUGCUCGAAAAGCUGCGAGUCGUGUUGCCGGCAGCCAUCAAAAGGUCACCGGGCAAAAGCUGCUCACCACCAAAGCCCGCCGCGGCGAGCGCUGUGGAUGACGAUAAGCUCUAUGACCUGGCGGGCGAGUAUGUGACUAUAGCAGAUAUAAGCAACAACAACAACAACAAUCGCAACAACAACAACAACAAUAGGCAGCACAAUCGCGCCAAAAACAACCUCGCCAUUUACUAUUCCAAUGACAUAGUUAGGAGGGUGGCGCCCGAGCAGGCAGCGAAUCAACAACAACCCUCGGAGUACGUUUCGCUCAACGAGCUGCCUCAGCAUUUGCGUCGGCAUGCGGCAAGCGGCGGCAGCAAGAGCGAAGCCUGCGCAGAGCAGCCAGCUGUCGCAGCUGCUGCUGCUGGUUCUGGCAACCCUGCCGGGGCGGGCGGGCUGAGCGGUGAGAGCGGCGUGCCCAUGUACGCGGAGAUCAGCGAACUGCGCGAGGAAAAGUCGCUCAUCUCGCCGAGCGGCGGGCAGCGUCGGGUGCGCACAACUGCCGAGGGUCGCAUCAUAUACGAUUCGGACAGUCUGAAGCGACGCAAGGGAGCGCACACCACCUUCGCACCUGGGCCGUAUGUAAAGGAAACCGAAAGUGCGCUGCUCAGUGCAACGCGAGACGCCACGGGUGAAAGUGCAACAGCAGCAGCCGCGGCAGCAGCAACAACAAAGAGCGCCAAAUUAUUGUUAUUAAACGGCGGCAUCGCGGCCAAUCGCAAGGUGGCCAAUGUGCGCCCAAUAUUAGCCAAAUCGCCGCUCAGCAAAAUGACCGCCUAUCAGCCGGGCAGCAGCUAUCAGGAGCAGAAGCAACUGCUGGCCAACAAUACGAAUCCAUUUUACGAGACAAUUACGACGCCUGUGGCCACAGCCGGCAUGAUGCCCUCGCCCUCCAGUAAAUCGAAUUCAUCCACUGGCUCCACGGCAACCAGUUCAUCAUCGGCCACAACUACCGCCUCGGCUAGCUCUGCGGAAGAAGGUAAGAAUCUGCGAACAGCAACCCAACAACAACAACAAGAACAACAACAGCAACUGCAACAACAACAACCAGAGCAACAACAACUGCCACAUCAGCAGCAACAACAAUUGAAUGCCAGUUGCAGUGAUUUUGUUAACGUAACCGCUUUGACGCACCCAAACCAAAUCCUUGCUAUUGUAAAUAAUACGCUACUACACUCUACUACCACAACAACAACAACUUUUAACAACAACAACAACAACAACAACAGCCACUCAAAUUUGUUGCUGAGCAAGUCAAAAUUCGCAUCAAUGAGCAGCAUUUCAUGUGUACAGCCGAUUCCCCCCACAGCUUGCGGCACGCAAGUGAGGGUUGCUGCCACGCCGUCAACUAACCCCCAAUUCAGCCCCCAUAUAAAGUCAGCCCCAGUCCCAGCCCCACCCCCACCGCUGCCGCCCCGAACGAAAGUAAAUGGCAUAGCUGAAGCUGCAAUACGCACACCCACACCCUCGCCUCCACCCCCGGUUGAUUUGGCAACUGCCGCCGUUUUAUCGAUUGACCCAAUUGCUGAAACGCAGUUUUCCAUUUCGAAUGCAACUGCCCCCAAACCUAGCCCCAACCCCACUCUCUCUCCCACUCAGAGCAAAUGUCGCUCUGUCGCGCUCAAGCGCAACAACAGCUAUAGGCUGGCCAACGAUGAGCUGAAGCUGGAAAUGAAUAAGGAAAACUGUUUGUCAUCGACUCCACCUUACGGUGCAUUGCCCCCUAUGUUGCAUGCAACAAGUUCGCUGAAACUGCGCAACCUGAGCAAUAUGCAAUUGGUGUCCACCACACCAAAUGCUGGCUGCCCCGCUGAGCGCAAGAUAGCCAAGUCCUUUGAGCGACUGGUCGAUGAGUUUUCGCUAUCGACCACCACAUGCAUUGACUCCUCCUAUUUGAAGAACAAAUCGCUCGAGAACUUUGAUGAUUCACCCGCAUUGCACACGACCAGCAUGCCAGACGAGGGCGAGCAGCCAGACAAUGACACUGCCUGUGACUCGGAGGAGGACGGGGAGGAGGAGGAGGCGGAUGAGUUGGUGGCGCCACACAUGCAGUUGCCACCCACACCUCACAGCAGAUACCACAAAUCGUUUGUGGAGAGCGUCUUGCUGCGACCCUUUAAAAUCAUUUUGCCCAAUGAGGAUAACGGCGCUAGACGCCAACGGCUCCUGCAAAAGUUUGAGGUUACGGAAAUCUGGUAGCAGAUCGGCUCAUUAGCUUGUCUUUAACUUGACCUUUAGUUAAAAUAUAGCAGCAGUUAGACCAUUUCACUCGUGCCUCGCCUUGCCACACGUUGUCAAGUGGGUGUCUUGAGCAAACAGCACACGGUAAUUGUCUAUCUUAGCCAGGCAUAUGCGGCCUGCCAGCCUUUUUUAGUCUCAGUCUACACAGACUCCGUCUUUGUUUCGUACGUGUUCAAUGGGCUAGUGUUGCCGGAAGCGAAGUUUUAAUAGUCCCAGCCGCUGUUUAGUCACAGGUUCAAUGCCCAAGCUCGCUCUAUUCAACGUCUUGGCCGCCGACGAAAAAUGUACUGAAAACUUCUCUAGGAGUUACGCUUCUGCAGCCAACUUAACGCGUGGUCAGCAGCAACUAACUUAACACGUACGUUUAAAAUAUCAGUGCUGCCAGAUCGUUGCAAACCGAGUUCGCCGUUGCAAAAGAAGCAUAAAAUAUGGAAAUUAUGUCAGUCCUUCCACUUCUCUAUUACUGUACACUUGAAAUGCUAGCUUUUUAAUUUAUUACAUUUAAUAGUUAUCUAAUGUUUGUUAUUAACAUAUGUUUAUUCAAUUAGCACUUGCUGCAAACCUUACAUAUAUUUAAUUUGCUCUGAUUUACCGCCUUGGGAGCAUAAACAAUUUCUUGAAUGAUUUUGAUUUGUUUCACUAACUGUUUUUUAACAAUCACCUUUAAUUAAGUGUUAUGUGUGUGUACUUAAACUAUAUGUUUUUUAUAUGUUUUAACUGUAACUAAUUAUAAAAUACAUAAACUUAUUCGUUCUAUUAACAUUACAACAA